AUGCACCCGAGGGCCGACCACCCCGGAGCACGCAGCACAGCGUCCCCCGCGCCGCUCGGGACAAACACAAACGCAAACACAAACAGACGCAGACCUGCAGCAGAGGCUCCAGGCCGGCGUCGCCCCGUCCCAUCGUAUUGCCCCCGCGCGGUGCCAGUUGCUGGGCAGCACGACUUGCGUCACAGCCACCGGCCUCUAUCCGCUGGUCCGCGUUCCCGCUCGCCCGGUCGAUCAUCCGUCUCGUUCCUGCCCGCCGUCAUCGUCGCGCGGCCCCGUCAUGUCCACGCGCUGCGCCUGCACCGCAUGCCGUAUGCCUGCCCGGGCCUGUGCGGACAGUCCUCGCGCCUGUCCGCGGCACAGCGCCGGGCUCGACCACGCUGUGUCCAUAACCGCUGGGCCCGAUCACGCUGCAUCCAUACUCGCCAUGCCCCUGCCCAGCGCUCCGCCCCCGACGCUCGCACGUGGAACACGCCAGCCUUCUGCACCGCUGGGCUGGAGGCUGCAGCACCUCGUCCUCGCGCGCGCAAGGGCCCCACCCCCGCCCUCCUCGCGCGUCCAUCCCACCGCCCGCCCCCGGUGCAGGCGCCCAACGUGCAGCGCGGCCGGCUGACUCGCGGGCGCCGCGGCCGCGGCCUGGACGCAGGGCGCACCACGCAGCAGCACUUGGCCUUGGCCUGGCGGCGCAUCCGCAUCGCAUCUCUCCACGCGCGGCGCCCAGACCUCGGCGCAGGGCGCAGGGCGCGCAUCUCCCGCUCCGCUGCGCGCCCCCCUCCUCUUGCGCCCCGGGCCGCUCGCGACGCCAUCAAGCGCGCCGUUGAUCUCGAAGCCUGGCCGGCCACACUUCCGUGCUCUCCGCAGUGUCUGUCUCUGCGUCCUUGCGUCUGCGUCUCUGCGGUGCGCUGUGGCGGGAGCGCCGCCGGCGGCUUGCGGCCGGCAGCGCCACGUCCGCUGCGCCUGCGUCGAGCCAAUGAUUCGGGUGAGAUCUGCCUCCCCCCACCGCACGGGAUACGGAUAGGCCCCGUCGUCGCCUGGCUGCCCAGCCGCCCGCCGCCCGCCCACCGCCGCUCGAGACCCGCACGUGUGCGCAUGGGCGCCGAGCCUCGUGCGCGCGCGGGCGUGCUGGAACGUGAGCUCGAGGCCGUCUGCGACCGCGGUGGCGCGUCCCGCACCAUGCAGAGGCCGCUCGAGCUGGACGGCGAAAAUGCUCUAUGA
Postia placenta MAD-698-R-SB12 is the source of this 1212-nucleotide messenger RNA. RefSeq lists its product as hypothetical. The coding region runs from base 1 to 1212 and encodes 403 amino acids. The record is from RefSeq and is a predicted model, not a curated record. The transcript has 2 exons. Lineage: Eukaryota; Fungi; Basidiomycota; Agaricomycetes; Polyporales; Adustoporiaceae.